This is a messenger RNA of Cheilinus undulatus (humphead wrasse), 7369 nucleotides long. Its product is annotated as thyroid adenoma-associated protein homolog. The record is from RefSeq and is a predicted model, not a curated record. Gene Ontology annotation, biological process: tRNA methylation. The coding region runs from base 74 to 5680 and encodes 1868 amino acids. The transcript has 31 exons. NCBI's taxonomy places the organism in Eukaryota, Metazoa, Chordata, Actinopteri, Labriformes, Labridae. Gene Ontology annotation, cellular component: cytosol.
UGUAGACAGCUCAGCAGCGUGCUAUGAAUGUUUCUGUCAACAUUAGAGGAUCUUUCAGUGGAGAAAUCAGGAAAUGUUGUCGUUUGAAGAGCUGAUGACUACUUUUCAGGACUGUGUGAUCGUCGAGGAUGAAGCAGCUGAAAAUAUCUGCCAAACUCUCAGCCUGUUCACUGAGAAACUGUCAGAAGCCUCCAGAGCCAGUGUUAAAAGAUGUAAGGAGCGCUGUUUGGAGGAGGCUGUUCAGCUGCUGAGACUCAUCUCAGAGGACCAGCUUCACUCUUUAAAGGAGGACAAACUCCUGAUCCUUGUCAGACUGCUGCUCUCCCUGCAGCUGCAGAUGGCCAACAUCUCCACAGCCUGCCGUAAAGUGGACCAGAUGCUGCAGCAGCUGGCAAAGGUGAAGCAUAGUGUUGUUUUAGGAGAGACCCAGCACUGUCUGCAGAAUAUAAUCCAAACUGAACAGUUACUCUCUUUGGAAAAUCUGCAGAGAGCCUGUAUGUUCCUGGAGGACAGCGCCGUUGGCCGUGAUGUUUGGCGAGAAUCCCUCGUCUCCUUGUUGAGUAAAGUGUCCGAGUUGUUUCCUGUUGUUCUGCAACAAGAAUCCCUCAGAGACGGACCGCUGUGUUACAUCACUGUCAAGAUAUGUUUGCAGACCUUCCAGCUGUUGUCUGCUGAACUGGCUCCUCUGGUAUGGGAUGAGGAUAAUGUUAGCCCUUCAGUGCAGACGAUCCUGCAGGCUCUGAUGGAUAUAAUACUUGGAAAGUGCUGCAACAGAGACACUCGUCUUUUAGCGGGAACAGCUGUGGCCAUGCUGAUCAACACGGCACCAGAGAGCAGAGCUGGAGAGGCUGCUGCCUGGAGUCUGCUACAGGUCUCACACUCCGAGCUGUGGCGUCUGACUGUCGGUGCUCUGCAGGUUCAGUGCACGCCUGCAGGUAGGGACGGCGUGGACAGGCUGGUCGUCUGCAGAGGCCUCCUGACCUGCUCUCGACCUCACAUCCUGCUCAGUUCACAUGAGAAGGACAUCAAAACAUGUUUCCUCCUGAAGGGUUUGUUCCCUUUAGUCUGCGCGCUGUGUGAGGAGAAGCUGGAUUGUCACUACUUUGCCUUUGAAGUUUUGACACUUUGGCUGAAGAAAGUCAAAGAGUGUUUGGCUGAAAUCUGGAAGAUGACGGGUGUUCCUCUUCUGACUGAUGGCAGCAGCCUGCAGCAAGAGCUCAUUCACCUCAUCUGGACCAAUGCAGAAAGCCCAGUGGAAGGUGUGGCUGAAUUUGUGCGAGCUGCCUUUGGUCUCCUCUUGGACAUCUAUGAGAUGGACUGUGAGCACUUCUCAGACACAAAGAAGACUCUCUAUAUGACUCUUCUUCAGCGAAUAAUCAAGCUACCAUGGGAGGCUAAAGCCAAAUAUCACCGCCUGUGUGCACUGCUGCCAUUCCUGGGGACUGACAUGGUGCUGGAUCAAAAUGCAGAAAUCCCCAGUCAUAUCCUGAAGUGCCUGUCGACCAAUCACCUUUCACCGUGUGGAUCAGAGCUCUACAGGUGUCUGAUCCUGCAGCAGAGAAGAGAGCUAAGUGUCGGCUCACACACCGAGCUGGAGUUAGCCAAUCAGUGGGCAAGGCGUUGGCAGCCCGUCGUCCACGAGGCUCUGAUGUCUGAUGUGACUCUUCUCCAGAACAACAGCGCCUCACACCUGUUACCCUCCACCUUUCAGGUCUUCCCCUCUGCUGUGGAUCCUCUGCUUUCCUCUCUGGACCCGUACUCGACCGGUCACCUCCACGCCUGGGCCUGCAUCCUGAGCUCGUAUCGAGCCGUGACGGGAAGAUCUCCCUGGACUCUGACAGGGAGCUCCACCUUUCAAACCCUCCAGCUCGCUCUCGGUUCUGCAGAUGACAAAGUCCGCCUCGCUGCUCUCAACCUCCUCUGCAGCAGCCCGAAGACUAAAGACACCCCGACCACAGAGGAGAUGUUGAUAUUGAGGAUGUUUAUCCCUCAGAACCUAAACUGUGAGUCUUCACCUUUUCGUCAACAUUUUCAGGCUGCAGUAAAGAAGUUUCUGGUUCGAAUCAGAGAUGGCUGCUUGGCACGAGUCAGAGGACAGAAGACCAAAAAGAAAGGAGACGCUAAGAACUGUGAGAGGACUGUGGAAGUACUGCAGGAGGGAAUAGGUUUUGUGGACUGGUUGGCUCAGCUUCCCUACUCCUAUCUGGCACCAGGACACAGCUAUCAGAGGAAGAAGACGGCGCUGCUGUUGCUGUCUGCAGUGCUGGAGACCUGCACAGACAGCUGGAGCCCCGACAAGAAGAAGGGACAGCCUCCAGCCAGUAUGGGGUCUCUCAUUCAGUGUGCCAGACAGAGAGGACUGUGGGAUUUCUUCUGCCGGACCAAACAGCUGAUCCUGAUUGGCUGUUUGGAGGAUUCUACAAACGAGAUUCGGGAGCUCUCAGCUGAGCUACUGUUGCGAUUCUUCCCGCCCAGAUUUGCAGACGACAUCACUGCGGCGCUGCUCACGAGAACCAAACAGCUUCUGUGCAGCCCUCGGGUGCAGGAGGCUCAAAUGGGAGCGCUGAUGAUGAAGGUGCUUCUUCACAAAUCACAGGAUCACCCAGAGGACUGCAGAGGGAGCAGAGAUGUUUCCACCAGCAGUGGAAGUCUACCUGAAGUCUCCUGCAUGGUCAGAUUCCUGGUGAUGGAGCUGGAGGAACAUUAUCUGACAGCCAAAGCGGACAUGAUGCUUGCUGCCAGAACCAAGCCAAUACAUGGUGUUCUAAGUGCCCUUCAGAGGUGUUUGCUGGAUGGACCCAGCAGUCCUUACGACACUCUUGGCCAUAAUCUGACCAUGAAGGUGCUUGACUUGAUGGAGGAAACCUCUCUGGUGCUGUUGGGCGUUCUGUACGGAGACGUAGACGCUUGUGCCUCUGAAACAGAUGCCCCGCCUUCUUUUUGUGAUAUGGGAAACGCCAUCAGCUCUCUAAUAGCACAGGCAUCCGGUGGAGGUCAGGCAGAUGGAGAGGAGAUUAUCCUGCUGUCUGAGGAGCACAGCCUCGUGCUCACCUGCUGCUGGGUCUCACUGAAGGAGAUAGGAAUCUUUUUAGGCUCUCUGGUGGAGAAAAUCCUGACUGAAUCCAAACCAAACCAGUGUCCUCUGACCAAAGAUGAUCUAAGGAGAGCAGUAAAAGUGUUCAAAAAUAUUCUGCUCAGAUGUCGUCACUGGGGGGCAGUAGAGGGAUGCUGUGUGGGCUUCACCAGAUUCUGUUCCUCUCUGUUGAGCAGCAGGGACCCAGAUCUGAAGGAAAUCCCAGCUCACAUGCUAAAACAAGGAUUGCAAGUCAUUCAGUCCCCUCGUUCGACAUCAGUGACUCGGCGGGCUGCCGGCCUGCCCAUGCUCAUCCUCUGUGUCUUAUCAGCAGAGGAGGCGAGUAAAUCCAGACCACUGCUAGCUCACAGUAUGCAGACUUUACUGGAGACAGCAAAAACCCCGGUGCCUGAGGACUGGGACCAGACAGUGGACCUGCCACAGGUGUGCGCGGUCCACACUCUGCAGGCUCUGGUUCGAGGUUCAGGUCUGGGUGCAGCCGUGCUUCAGUUCGCCCCGUCAGUAGCCGUCCUGUCACUGACUCUAAUGAGCUCUCCAUGCUGGGCCAUGAGGAACGCUGCUCUGCAGCUCUACAGCUCUCUGUGCUCCCGGAUGCUCGGUCAGCGUCCCAGUAGUGACGACGGGGGUCCCGCUCAGCACGGCAUGUCCCCCCUUGCCUUCUUCAUCCACUACCCUGCUCUCCAGCCCUUCCUGCUUGGCGAGCUGAGAGGGGCGGAGAAAGACCUGCAGGGUCCGUUUAACGAGGCCAGACUUCAUCUCCAACCCUCGCUCUACCCGGUCCUUACUCUAUUAGCACAACUCCAGCCAGGAAUCCACGACUCAACAGAAUCUCUGUCAGACUUCCUUCCUCCGUUACUCCAGCUGUCUGACAGUCCCAUUCACGGUGUCAGAGUGAUGGCCUCAAAAGCAUUGGUUGCCAUGACACCCCCCUCCGAGUACACCAGCAUCCUCCACAAACUGACCACAAAGCUUCCCGGUCCACGGGAGCGCUGCUGCCACAACCGUCUGCACGGACAGCUACUGCAGAUCAGAGCGCUUUCAGACCGAGCUCUGAGCUCGCACAGCGCCCCCUCAGCUGACCUGCGGGAGGUGCUGAGCAGGGUAGAAGCCUCGCUGUGGCUGGUGACUGAAGCUCAACGCUGCCCCCUGGUGAGAGCGGCGUACCUCAGCGUGGUGGAGUCACUAAGAGGAUUCCUCUGUGAGACUUUCCUGUCAAAGAUCAGUGAAACUCUCAUGAACGACCUCCAAAAACCUCAACAGCAGCUUCAGGUUGGGUCGUCAUCCUUCCUUCAAAAAGCUGCCCACUUCUUAUGCAUGGAUCUCAAGUGGGCAAGUCAAAUGUGGGACACCUUCCCUUCACUGAGCCUCGACCUGAAGCUCUCGUUGGUCACAUUGGUGGUGGAUGGGCGGGGCUUGCAGCACACCAGCCUGAAUGAGGCGAUCCAGAGGGUGUUACAGUCAAACCUGAAGGGGGCGCUGUUGAGCCAAAAUGUGGAGUACUGCAGGGCCUACCUGUCUGCUCUGGUGGUGGUGAUGUCUGAAGAUGCCUCUACUUCACUCCAACGUCUCCCUCAGUCUGCUCCGCUGGAGGAGCCCGUCCUUCCUGAAUGUGUGGACUUGUUGUUGGGGGAUUUGGAGGAGCAGCGUGGGGGUCCAGAGUUCCUGUCUCAGGCUCUGUGUGCUGCCAGUCUGCUGCUCUUCCAGCUAUGUGACUCCAGUGUAAAGUCAUCUCUGCUCCAGCGCUGGUGCAGCAUCCUAGAAAUCCAGCGGUCUCCAGACGUCCCUGAAGUUCUCCGGUUAGCGUGCGCCGAAGCUUUGUGUACAGCUUCAGAGAGACAACACAACAUCCCGCUUCUCAUCGUGGUCAGGUUGAUGAACACAGGCCUGUUCCUGCUGCAGGACCAGAGCCAGCAGGUGAGGAUGAAGGCGGCCUGUUUCACCUCCACGCUGCACCACAGGAGACGAGGGAUACCCCAGAGGAGCGUCUAUGUUAGGCAGGUGAACCAGGCUCUGCCGCUCCUGCUGGACCUGCUCCUGGAGGAUUUCUGGGACGUCCCAGACACACUGGAGGUGCUGCUGUGUCACUUGGCUCAGUCUGAGCUCAGAUUAGUGCUGAAGGAGGCUUCAGAGACGGUGUGUUCCAGUUUGUACGAGCAGGAUGAGGCCAAUGUGUUUGCCGAGCCUUCUGUCAUGUCGGCACAUGUGUUGCCUUACCUGCUGCAGAUGGCUGAAAAAUACUCUAAAUCCUCUGUUUUGGCACAGAGACAGAGAUCAUGGGCAGAGGAUAAUGCUGCACACGUGCUGGACGGACUUAAAGUCUGCAAAGAGCUGCAGCCAGCUGAGACUCUGACCCUGGCCUGGCUGGCUCACCUCAGGGACCCCCGCUUCCACAGCACCCUGUGUGGCCUCAUCACCAGAGGUGCCUUUCUCCUCCAGCUGUUGAAAACAUCAGACGACAUACGCCACCUUUGUGAUCCUCCAUCCCUGCACAGGAGUCUACAAGACGUUUGCAGCCUUCUCAGUCAGAGCGGUGUCCACUUUCCUGCCGCUUUAACAGCUGCUGUGUACGGAGAACAGCCACUAUGACGGCCUGUUACCACGCUGUACGUACACCAAGCACAGACGGAUGAAAUUACCCGUAGAUAUGAUGGGAUGCUUCUGACAUCUUCAAGUGCAGCCGUAUUCUUGUAUGAGUAUCUGAGCUGCUGAUGCUGCAGUACAGCAGCAGUUGGCUGGCAGGCUGCGUUAUGUAAGAGCUAAGAGGCUGCAGUCAGAUAUAUUUGUUAUCAUAUUUCCUUUACAGAGAAGAGACCCAAUACUGGAGGGCAGUGUGGCAAAGCAGUAAUGUCUCAUAAGCACCUGAGGCUUUAUUUUUAUACAAUUUUCACAGUAUACUGAUAUAUGAUACUAGAGAAAAUCCAGCUUGUUUUAAAAAAAGAAAUGUCCACUGCCAACAGUACUGGGAACUGUCUGGUUUUUAAUAGCCAAAGUUUUUAUGCAAAUUAGACAGUUUCGAUGCAGGGUUAAGUUAAGCCUUGGUUACAGCUUGAACAAAACGUUUAACUGAGCUUCUGUCCUUGUCUCAGCAUGCAUGCACCGUGGGAAAAUCAGGUCAUUGCUGUUAACCUUUCCCUCUUGACUUUGCUAGCCAUGUAUCAGUCAGCUAAACAGUCUUUUGUCAAAUAGCAAAGACUAAUAAGCUUUACAGCCUGAAAAUUUCAUGCCUUACUUUUUUUUAUGAUGCAUGUGUUACCACCAGAUUACUGUGAUGUCUGCAGGUAGACAACUUUGGGACUUCUGCUGUGGUUAGCAUUUAUACUAAUCAGCUUCUGGUGCAGAAACUUUGGUGCAUGAUCAGAAUUCCUUGUCCAAUUUAGAUACAUGUGCAAGAGUAAAUGGCUCUCCAGUUGAAUUUAUCUGACAGAGAUGAGCAACUUUGAUUACCAGAGGGGCCACAUUAAUUUUAUUGUCAAUGCUAAAGGCCUUAUGGGUACAAAUGUUGGGUAGUCUCAAUUUCACCAUUGUCAUUGCUAAUAUUUCAAUAAAAUGCAGAAUAUGUUUUUUUUAAUUUAUUUUUGGGCUUUUUAGUGCCGUUAACUAACAGAGGAGGACAGUGAAUAGAGUCGGAAAUGGGACGAGAAUGACCUUAGGCCACUAGGCCAUCUGCACACCUGAAUAUGUUGUUUUUAUGAUCAUUUAUAAUGCUUUGGAGCUAAAGUGUAAAUUUAAAUGGUCAAUUUAACUAGAUAAACAGAAUUAAAUCAAUUUCAAGCUUCUAUUUCUAUGUAUUGAACAUGAUAGGUACUUGUAAUUAUAGUGUAUUUUACUUGCAUUUUUAUUUUUUUCACUACUGCAUUCAGUGACUGGUAUAAAGAGGUUUUACAGAAACAAUUAUGACUACUUACAUCUACAUCUACAGGGGUGUCAAACAGUGGUGCAGGGGUUAGCGCUGUUGCCUCACAGCAAGGAGGUCCCUGGUUCGAUUUCCAGUCAGGGCCUUUCUGUCUGGAGUUUGCAUGUUCUCCCCUUGCACACGUGGGUUCCUACCACCAUUAGGUUAAUUGGUGACUCUAAAUUGGCCGUAGGUGUGAAUGUGAGUGUGCCUGGUUGUCUGUCUUUAUAUGUCAGCCCUGCGAUUGACUGGUGACCAGUCCAGGGUGUACCCUGCCUCUAUGACAGCUGGGAUAGGGUCCAGCCCCCCACCCCUCAACCUCCAACAGGAACAGCAGUAUAGAAAAUGGAUGAAUGGAAUUUUGCAUUUAUGGCCUAGACUUA